AUGUUGGGCAAUGUCGGAUCUGCUUCGGCUGAUACACUGGAUACAGUUUCAGAGGAUAUUGCCACUUCUGCUUCACAGAGUCCGUUGGCCAAACGAUCUAAACUCGUCACUGAUGUGGUUUCUACCGAUCUACUUGCAAGUACCGACGCGGAUGCUCCAGAUACUCGUCCCUUCACUCCCAGUGUUGUGCUAGAUGCUGAUGAAACCUCUCCAGCUAGGCCUGCUACUAGCCAAGAUGGUAUUCAACCCGCUCCGUCUCUUGAACCUGCAGAUCUCGGACAGUACGAUCCUUCUUCUUCUGCCGGAACAAGAGAAACAACUCCAAAGCCUCCAACAUUCUCCAAAGAGAAAGAAAUUGAAAAACUCCGCACUCACGGCUCUAUGACUCAGUCCAUCACCGAGAUUGGACGUCUCAAAAACAUCAAUCGUAUCUGCAUGGGCAGUUUUGAGGUCGACACAUGGUACUUUGCCCCUUAUCCCGAAAUCUUUGUAGAAUUAGAUAUGCUCUACAUAUGUGAAUUUUGUUUAGAGCCUGCUGGUACAUUGCGCAUGCUGCAACGUCAUCGCACAAAAUGCACUCUUCGGCAUCCUCCCGGAAACGAAAUUUAUCGCAAAGAUGAUCUUUCCUUUUUUGAAAUCGACGGUCGAAAGCAGCGACGAUACUGUCGUAAUCUUUGCCUCUUGUCCAAACUCUUUUUGGAUCACAAAACCUUGUAUUACGAUGCUGAUCCUUUUCUUUUCUAUCUCAUGACCAAGACUGAUGAAAGGGGAAUGCAUUUGGUGGGCUACUUCUCAAAGGAAAAACAGUCUGCCGAAGAGUACAACGUGGCGUGCAUUUUAACUUUACCGCAGUUUCAGAGAAUGGGAUACGGCAAGCUUUUGAUUCAGUUUUCAUAUGAGCUAUCCAAAAUAGAAAAAAAGACGGGUUCUCCAGAGAAGCCUCUGUCCGACUUGGGCUUGUUGUCCUAUCGCUCUUAUUGGGCUGAUAUCAUCAUUGAACUGUUGCACAACAUGAAGCGUGAUAUCACUGUACAAGAAAUCAGCGAGAUCACAUCCAUCACACCCGAUGAUAUCAUGCACACUUUGCAAACAAUGGACUUGCUCAAAUAUUACCAUGGCCAGUUUGUCCUGUAUUUGAGUGAAAAAAGCAUCAAAUAUUAUGAAAAGAAUGAGGCCAAGAAAAAGGUCAAGAUUGAUCCCACUUGUUUGGUAUGGACACCUCCAAAGUUUAUUGGCGGGCAUUUGCGGUUCGCUUAA
This is a messenger RNA of Batrachochytrium dendrobatidis JAM81, 1257 nucleotides long. RefSeq lists its product as uncharacterized. Gene Ontology annotation, cellular component: chromatin; MSL complex. The record is from RefSeq and is a predicted model, not a curated record. The coding region runs from base 1 to 1257 and encodes 418 amino acids. Lineage: Eukaryota; Fungi; Chytridiomycota; Chytridiomycetes; Rhizophydiales. The transcript has a single exon. Gene Ontology annotation, biological process: negative regulation of DNA-templated transcription; positive regulation of transcription by RNA polymerase II. Gene Ontology annotation, molecular function: transcription coregulator activity; histone H4K16 acetyltransferase activity.